AGUCAGACGACAAUGAAGUGACACUUGAUCACAUUGCCACACUUUCAAACACGGUAGUGUUAACUGUAAAUCGUGGCCCUUAGAGAACAGCCAUGGAGCACAUAAAGGACGGGUGGUUUACGGAGUCGUGCGCGCUGUGGCCAGGGCAGGCGCUGAGCCUCCAGGUGGAGGAGGUUCUCUACCAGAAGAAAUCCGAUUUUCAAGACAUCAUGGUCUUCAAGAGUAAAACCUACGGGAACGUCCUGGUGCUGGAUGGGGUGAUCCAGUGCACCGAGAGAGACGAGUUCGCCUACCAGGAGAUGAUCGCAAACCUCCCCCUGUGCAGCCACCCAUCCCCCAAGAAGGUGCUGAUCAUUGGCGGUGGAGAUGGCGGCGUGCUGAGGGAAGUCGUGAAGAGUUCCCUGGUGGAGUCGGUUGUUCUGUGUGAGAUAGACGAGGAAGUCAUUAAUGCAUCGAAGAAGUUCCUCCCAGGGAUGGCCAGUGGGUUUUACAGUCCCAAGCUCAUCCUCCACAUUGGAGACGGCUUUGAAUUCAUGAAGAAGAAUCAGGAUGCCUUUGACAUCAUUAUAACCGAUUCCUCAGACCCUGUUGGACCUGCUGAGAGUUUGUUCAAGGAGUCUUACUAUCAGCUGAUGAAGACCGCGUUGAGAAACGGUGGAAUUCUAUGUUCCCAGGGAGAGUGUCAAUGGCUCCAUUUGGAGCUGAUAAAGGAGAUGCGAACCUUCUGCAAGACCCUAUUCCCUGUGGUAGACUAUGCCUACAGCACCAUCCCCACUUAUCCCAGUGGCCAAAUUGGAUUCAUGCUCUGUAGUAAAAAUCCUGAAACAAAUUUCUUGAAGCCAAUGAGAGAGCUGUCAAAAGAAGAAAGGAAAUCUAUGAACCUUAAAUAUUACAACCCAGAAAUUCACAAAGCAUCAUUCAUCCUACCUGAGUUUGCAAAGAAGGUACUCAAUGAAGCAUAACCAGCAAAAAACGGACCCUGUUAAUCCUUCACCUGGCCCUCAGACCAGAUUCCUCUUCACCUGCUCAACACAGUUCAACACCACUGAAGAGAGAAGCCUCCGUACAGCUGAGGGCGCAUAACAACAACAACAACAACAACAACAACAAUCAUCAGUGUGUGGAAACUUCCUGAGUUAUACAGUGAGAAGUGUUUGUUUGUUUCCUUUCAUCUCACACGCUCUUGGUGUUUUUAUUAUUUUACUGAUGAAGAUUUUUCUCCUGUCGCUAUCUGCAUUAUGUGAAAGGCAAUUUAAUGGACUGGGCUGAGUGAGAAGAGCGUUGCCGUCAACCCUGAACUCAAUAUGAAACUGCACUGUAUCGGGUUCACUGCAUCCACACAUUAUGUAAUGAAUUUGCUUACCACAAAGUACAUUGUUGUACUUUUAUUUGUGAUGUUAAAUAUCAGUUUAUGGUCAUAGGAAAACCCAGUCGCCAAAUGCUGUAAGCACAUACUCGCAUUAAUGUGUCCUCCACACUAAAACCCUAUAGUGCCUAAAAUUGUUUUGUUGGUUGGUUGGGGGGGUCUUGUAAAGUGUGCCAUGCACAUAGUGGCCUAGAAGAACGCUCAUGUCAGUAGAGAAAAAUGUCCCUUUUAUCAAUGUUAAGAGUGAAUGAAUUUGCUUAGCUCUGACCAUCAAAAAUAAAAAAUUUGGGUGGGAUUUGAUACAGCAUUUGAGUUUUGCAAUGCGAAGAAUUUAAUCUUGAGGUGAAUUCAUUAUGCAUGUGUGUAUUUGCAGUAUAAGGAAGGCUUGUAGUGCUGUAAGCCUGUGUGCUGAAAUGAUAGUCUAACACUUUCACGUUCCCGUAUUAAUGAAGUCCACAUGGAAUCGCUUGAGAAAUAUCCAGGCAAUGAAUUUCUGAUUUAUUUUUUGUAAUACGGUAAUAAAUUGGUAACAUAGGAAGGUUA
Molecule: messenger RNA, 1909 nt
Organism: Gasterosteus aculeatus aculeatus (three-spined stickleback)
Lineage: Eukaryota; Metazoa; Chordata; Actinopteri; Perciformes; Gasterosteidae
Gene: srm
Product: spermidine synthase
Biological process (GO): spermidine biosynthetic process
Cellular component (GO): cytosol
Molecular function (GO): spermidine synthase activity
Source: RefSeq, a predicted model, not a curated record